AGGAGGAGGAGGAGGAGACAGGCGGGCGGGCGAGCGACGGCGACCACCCAGCUCCGCCCCGCCUGCCCCCCGAGCGAGGCGAGGGCCGCAAACCUGCCCUCCGGUCGGGGGCGAUGGUGCUGGCAGAGGUGUUGGCAGCGGCGUCGGUGCGGUCUCCCCGCAGGCCCAGCCUCCUGGAGGGGACGCCCAAUCAGCGCGGGCCCGGCCAGUCCUGGGCCUGGCCUGGCGGGGACUGCAGCUCCUCCUCUGCCGCCGCCGCCGCCGCCGCCUGAGGACGGAGAGCCAGGCAGAGCUGCUGUUGCUGCCGCCGCCGGCCAGCCAGCCUCCGACCUACCUGCCGCCUCCUCCUCCUCCUCCUCCUCCUCCAUGGACCUCGAGCGCCUCUGCCGCUCCCAGCCCCUCUGGGACUGGAAUGCAACCUGGUACACGGAGCAUCCAGACUUCACCAAGUGCUUUCAGAACACUGUCCUCCUCUGGAUCCCUUGCACCUACCUCUGGGCUUGUUUCCCAAUCUACUUCAUAUACCUCCGCCGUCAUGACAGGGGAUACAUCCAAAUGUCGCAUCUCAACAAAGCCAAAACAGCACUGGGCCUCCUGUUGUGGCUAGUCUGCUGGGCAGACCUUUUCUACUCUUUCUGGGAAAGAAAUCACAAUAUUUUCCAAGCUCCAGUUUUUCUAGUUAGCCCUACAAUUAUGGGCAUCACAAUGCUGCUUGCCACGUUUUUGAUACAGUAUGAGAGGAUGAAAGGAGUCCAGUCUUCAGGAGUCCUGCUGCUGUUCUGGUUUAUUGCACUCCUCUGCGCCGCCAUCACUUUUCGAUCCAAAAUAAUGCACGCCUUAAGUCCGGAUGCUGAAGUUGAUGUCUUUCGCUACAUCACCUUCUACAUCUACUUCACUUUGGUGCUGAUACAGCUGGUCCUGUCUUGUUUCCCUGAGCGACCACCUUUGUUUUCAGAAACCGUUCGCGUCCCGAAUCCCUGCCCAGAGGCUGGUGCAUCUUUCCUGUCCAAGAUCACGUUCUGGUGGAUCACUGGGUUGAUGGUUCAGGGCUAUCGGCAGCCAUUGGAAGCCAAAGAUUUGUGGUCCUUAAACAAAGAGGAUAUGUCGGAAGAAGUGGUGCCAGGCUUGGCUAGAAACUGGGCAAAAGAGUACGCAAGAGCAAAGAAGCUCCCCGUGCCAAUCAUGUACUCGCCCAAGAAGCCCCCCAAAUCAAGUGGCUCCAAUGGGGAUGUGACGGAAGAGGCCGAAGCUCUGAUUAUCAAAUCUUCCCAAAGAGACAAGGAGCCGUCCCUCUUUAAGGUGUUAUACAAGACCUUUGGGCCCUACUUUCUCAUGAGCUUCCUGUUUAAGGCCUUUCAUGAUCUUAUGAUGUUUACAGGACCCGAAAUCUUAAAGCUGCUCAUAAACUUUGUGAAUGACAAGCAGGCCCCCAACUGGCAAGGCUACUUGUACACGGGGCUUCUCUUUUUCUCGGCUGGCCUGCAGACCCUGGUCCUCCACCAGUACUUCCAUAUUUGCUUCGUGACAGGAAUGAGGCUGAAGACCGCUGUGAUCGGUGCAGUCUAUCGGAAGGCCUUGGUCAUCACCAACUCGGCCCGGAAGACUUCUACCGUGGGAGAAAUUGUCAACCUGAUGUCUGUUGACGCCCAGAGAUUCAUGGACUUGGCUACCUACAUCAACAUGGUCUGGUCUGCCCCUCUUCAGGUUAUUCUCGCACUGUACUUGCUGUGGCAGAAUCUAGGUCCCUCAGUGCUCGCGGGUGUGGCUGUCAUGUUGCUUCUGGUUCCAGUGAAUGCUGUGAUAGCAAUGAAAACGAAAACCUACCAGGUUGCUCACAUGAAGAGUAAAGACAACCGGAUUAAGCUGAUGAAUGAAAUUCUCAAUGGGAUCAAAGUGCUCAAACUCUACGCCUGGGAAUUGGCCUUCAAAGAGAAGGUCCUGGGGAUAAGACAGGAAGAGCUGAAGGUGCUCAAAAAGUCUGCUUACCUCGCUGCAGUUGGGACCUUCACGUGGGUGUGUGCCCCAUUCUUGGUUGCUUUAUCGACGUUUGCUGUUUAUGUAACAGUUUCUGAGAAGAACGUGCUGGAUGCUCAAAAAGCAUUUGUGUCCCUGGCGUUGUUCAACAUCCUCCGUUUCCCCCUGAACAUUCUCCCCAUGGUCAUCAGCAGCAUCGUGCAAGCAAGCGUGUCCUUGAAGCGUCUCCGGGUAUUCCUGUCUCAUGAAGAGUUAGAUCCGGACAGUAUCGUCAGAGGUUCCAUCAAAGAGUCUGAUGGGCACAGCAUUGUUGUUCAGAAUGCCACCUUCAGUUGGUCGAGAAGCGAUCCUCCAUCUUUAAAUAACGUCAGUUUUGCUGUCCCAGAGUGCCGCUUGGUUGCGGUUGUUGGCCAGGUGGGAUGUGGCAAAUCUUCACUGUUGUCUGCGCUUCUAGGAGAAAUGGAGAAGAGAGAAGGCUACGUCUCCCUCAAGGGCUCUGUUGCCUAUGUCCCUCAGCAAGCUUGGAUCCAGAAUGCAACUCUGAAGGAAAACAUUAUGUUUGGAAGGGAGGUGAAGGAGAGCCAGUAUAAUCGCGUGGUCGAGGCCUGUGCCCUCCUGCCAGACUUGGAGAUUUUUCCUUCAGGAGACAAGACAGAAAUUGGAGAGAAGGGUGUGAAUUUGUCUGGAGGCCAGAAGCAAAGAGUCAGUCUAGCCCGGGCGGUCUACUGCAAUGCGGACAUCUACUUGCUGGAUGACCCCUUGUCUGCGGUUGACGCUCAUGUUGGGAAGCACAUUUUUGACAAAGUUAUUGGACCUCAGGGAAUCCUGAAGAACAAGACUCGGGUUCUGGUGACCCAUGGUGUCAGUUACCUGCCCUUGAUGGACACCAUUAUAGUGAUGACUGAUGGCAAAAUCUCGGAGAUGGGGUCGUACCAAGAGCUGCUGAAGCAAGACGGAGCUUUUGCGGAGUUCCUGCGUACCUACGCCAGCGCGGAACAGAACCUGGAUAACAAAGCUUCCAAGAAAAGAGAAGAAGAUCCCAAUAGUCCAACUGCCAAGGAAGGCAAACGUGCUGAAAACGGCGUGCUGGUCAACGAAGCCUCAGGAAAGCCGGUGAUGAGGCAGCUCAGUAACUCCUCCACGUACAGCGGCGAAACUGGGAAGUCCCUGCAGCAGAACAGCUCGGCUGAGCUUCAGAAGGCGCCAGUGGAGAAGAGCGGCUGGAAGCUGACGGAAGCCGACACUGCCCAGACUGGGAAGGUGAAGUCGACUGUGUACUGGGAGUACAUGAAAGCCAUUGGCCUCUUCAUUACCUUCCUGAGCAUCUUCCUCUUUGUGUGCAACCACGUGGCCUCCUUGGCUUCCAACUACUGGCUGAGUUUGUGGACAGACGACCCUGUGAUCAACGGGACCCAGCAGCACACGGACCUCCGGCUGAGUGUCUAUGGAGCCCUGGGCAUGUCUCAAGGAAUUGCCGUCUUUGGUUAUUCGAUGGCGGUUUCGAUCGGAGGGAUCUUCGCUUCCCGCCGACUUCAUGUGGAUUUGCUGUACAACGUCCUUCGCUGCCCGAUGAGCUUCUUUGAACGCACGCCCAGCGGGAACCUGGUGAACCGGUUCUCCAAGGAAAUCGACACCAUCGACUCGACCAUUCCCCAGAUCAUCAAGAUGUUCAUGGGCUCCAUGUUCAACGUCAUCGGGGCCUGCAUCAUCAUCCUCUUGGCUACCCCGGUGGCUGCCGUGGUGAUUCCCCCGCUGGGCCUGGUCUACUUUUUUGUGCAGCGCUUCUACGUGGCCACCUCCCGCCAGCUGAAGCGCCUUGAGUCGGUCAGCCGCUCCCCGGUGUACUCCCACUUCAACGAGACGCUGCUGGGGGUCAGCGUCAUCCGUGCCUUCGAAGAGCAGAGGCGGUUCAUUCGGCAGAGUGACCUGAAGGUGGACGAGAACCAGAAAGCCUACUUCCCCAGCAUUGUGGCCAACAGGUGGCUUGCAAUCCGGCUGGAGUACGUUGGCAACUGCAUCGUCCUCUUUGCAGCUCUCUUUGCAGUUAUUGCUCGCCAUAGCCUGAGUCCGGGAUUAGUAGGGCUUUCCAUUUCCUACGCGCUGCAGAUCACCACCUACCUGAACUGGUUGGUCCGCAUGUCAUCUGAGAUGGAAACAAACAUUGUCGCUGUGGAAAGAGUCAAAGAAUAUACCGAAAAGGAGAAAGAGGCAGAGUGGACUAUUAAGGAGGCCACCCCACCCAGCCAGUGGCCGCAUGAGGGCAGAGUGGAAUUCAGGGGCUACAGCCUUCGCUACAGAGACGACAUGGAUCUGGUUCUGAGGAACAUCGACAUCACUAUCACCGGAGGGGAAAAGGUGGGCAUCGUUGGGAGAACGGGGGCUGGGAAGUCGUCCCUCACGCUCGGUUUGUUUCGGAUCAAUGAAGCAGCUGAAGGAGAGAUUCUCAUUGAUGGGGUGAACAUUGCUAAAAUUGGGCUCCAUGACCUUCGCUUCAAGGUCACCAUUAUCCCCCAGGACCCUGUCUUGUUCUCUGGCUCCCUGCGGAUGAACCUGGACCCUUUUGACCAAUACUCUGACGAGGAUGUGUGGACGUCUUUGGAACUGGCACACUUGAAGACUUUUGUGUCGACGCUCCCGGAUAAGCUCAAUCACGAAUGUGCAGAAGGCGGAGAGAACCUCAGUGUUGGGCAGCGACAGCUGGUGUGCCUGGCCCGGGCUUUGCUUCGGAAAUCCAAAAUUCUGGUUUUAGAUGAAGCCACCGCGGCUGUGGAUCUGGAGACGGAUGACCUCAUCCAGUCGACGAUCCGGACUGAGUUUGAAGGCUGCACCGUCCUGACGAUAGCGCAUCGGCUGAACACGAUUAUGGACUACACACGGGUGAUUGUUCUUGAUAAAGGCGAAAUAGUAGAGUGUGGUAGCCCAGCCACCCUAAUCCAGAAGAAAGGCAUUUUCUAUAGUAUGGCUAAAGAUUCUGGCUUGGUUUAAUGUGAAGCCGGAGGCUCCUUCCGUUGGGGGUGUUGUACAGGAGAAGACGGACUCAUGCGCACAAAGCGAUUGGGAUGGCGGUUUCCAUCAGAACCCCUGGCUGUGACGCUCAGGCCAAAGGAUUCCACUUCAAAAAUCGCGUGUGCUGCGGGACAGAGGAAGCAGAGCAUAGUCAAUGCAGUCUCCUUUAUCCCUUUAAGAUCUAAGCAAAUGGUAGCAAGGGGGUGGGUUGUGUGUAACAGCCCUUCUUAUCUGAGGCUCCAAAAUCCUGCACACUGUAGGAGUCGGCUGUUUUGAGUCCUCUGGGGAAAGGUGGCUUCACCCCCCCCCCUUUGUUCCAUUUUACUUUUGUGCAAAAAGCUUUUGAAGAUGCAACCUUCAUUUCCCAUUCAACAGCCGGCAUUUUCAUGGGAGGAACUGCAGAAGCAUGGUGCAGUCUUUUGUGCCGUAAGAGAGAUUUUUGGGGACAGGAACGUUCCCCCUCACUUGAUGAUCAACACACUUGUCAGAUUUAAAGUGUAUGUUUCUUUGGCCAAAGCAACUUCAGUGGAUCUGGCUUCUGUUGGGAGCAGAGACGAGAAUGUAUGGGUGGCACCGGAAAGCUGGGGGAAUCUGACACUUCAACAGCUUCACCCUGGACACCCUGUGUUCUGUUUCUUGUUUCUUAAAACAAUUGAGUGAAAGAGUUGGCCUAAAGACAUCACUGCUGUUACCAGUUCCAGCCUCAGGCAAAGCUUUUCCCGAACGACCCCACCCACCUCUCCUCUUGUGUGCUGUUGCUGUCUUCAGAAGAAACUGCAGUGCCUCACAGGGAUGGGAAUUCUCCAUUUAUUGUGUUCUUCGUAGUCUCCUCUCACCAAAACAAAACUGGAAUGGAAAACCGAGCAGCAGCAGAACUCAGUGCUCACCCAGCAGCCUGGAGAUGUCAACUUGAAAUUAUGUUGCUGACCUUUAAAAACAAAGCCAGACAUCUUUUCUUAGAAUAAAAUUUAUUUAUUUAUUUUUGUAAAUACUGUUCUCUUAAAGCUGAAUAGACUGAAGCUCACUUUGGUAUUUUUGUAAUGACUCAUGCAAAGAGCUUUCAGUAAACCUUUUUGUUUGGAGAA
Hemicordylus capensis (graceful crag lizard) is the source of this 6065-nucleotide messenger RNA. Its product is annotated as multidrug resistance-associated protein 1-like. Bases 367 to 4959 code for a protein of 1530 amino acids. Gene Ontology annotation, cellular component: basolateral plasma membrane. Lineage: Eukaryota; Metazoa; Chordata; Lepidosauria; Squamata; Cordylidae. Gene Ontology annotation, biological process: xenobiotic transport; glutathione transmembrane transport. The record is from RefSeq and is a predicted model, not a curated record. The transcript has 32 exons. Gene Ontology annotation, molecular function: ATP hydrolysis activity; glutathione transmembrane transporter activity; ABC-type xenobiotic transporter activity.